GGCGCGCAUGCGCGGCGGCGGCGGCGGCGGCGAUGGCGGCGGGUUCGCGUCCCGGGGUGGUGCUGGGCGCCAUGGAGGUGGGGCGGCGGGCCGGGCCCGAGGCGAGCGCCGCGCUCCUCCGCGCCUUCCUGCGCCGCGGGUAUCGCCUCCUCGACACCGCUUACAUGUACGCGGGCGGCGAGUCCGAGCGUAUCCUGGGCACGCUACUGGCUGGCAGCACGGAGCCCGUGGAGGUUGCCACCAAGGCCAAUCCCUGGGAUGGGAAGACACUGAAGCCCGAGAGUGUGCGAUCGCAACUGGACACGUCCCUGGAGAGGCUGAAGAGGACGAGUGUGGAGCUCUUCUACCUCCAUGCUCCUGACCACGGGACACCAGUGGAGGAGACGCUGCGUGCCUGCAAUGAGCUGCACAAAGAAGGAAAGUUUAAAGAACUUGGCCUAUCAAACUACGCGGCGUGGGAAGUCGCAGAAAUCUGCACCAUCUGCAAAUACAACAACUGGGUGAUGCCAACUGUGUACCAGGGUAUGUACAACGCAACCACUCGCCAGGUGGAAGCCGAGCUGUUCCCUUGUCUGAGAUAUUAUGGGCUGCGGUUCUACGCCUACAAUCCGCUGGCAGGAGGGCUGCUGACCGGCAAGUACAAGUAUGAGGACAAAGACACCCGCCAGCCCACUGGAAGGUUUUUUGGGAAUGACUGGGCUCAGGCCUACAGGGACAGGUACUGGAAAAAGCAUAAUUUUGAAGGAAUUGCCCUAGUAGAAAGAGCUCUGAAAGAUGCUUAUGGUUCCAACGCACCAAGCCUGACCUCUGCUGCUUUGCGGUGGUUGUACAAUCACUCUAAACUGCAGGGUUCUCUUGGAGACGCGGUGAUCGUUGGGAUGUCCAACCUGGAGCAGCUAGAGCAGAACCUUAACUACAGUGAAGAGGGUCCCCUGCUCCCAGCUGUCGUGGAGGCGUUCGAUAAAGCCUGGAACCUGACUGCGCAUGACUGCCCCAACUAUUUCCGCUAGACACUAGGGUAGGGACAAGAAAGGGGGUGUCAUGGGGGUGGAUGAUUGAGCACAAAUCUCUCGGAACACGGGAGAGGUACGUACCCACCCUGCCCUUUGAUUGACCAGUAAAUGGGUUGAUUUUUCCCUGUAUUAAUGAAGCUUUGUAGGAUCCACUACCACUGUCAGCACUUCGCCUGUUGGGCCAUGCCUUAUUCUCCCUCCCCUCACGGACCUUCAACCCUACGUAGCACGCACCGCUAUUUAAAGGUGCAGUUAAUCACGGAAAAUGGACAUGUAACUGGAUGAAGGCUCCAGUUCUGCUUUAAUACAGUUUUAAGUAAUUAUGUACAAGAAUAAAACCAUUUUCAACGCA
Messenger RNA from Phalacrocorax carbo (great cormorant), 1365 nucleotides. The record is from RefSeq and is a predicted model, not a curated record. NCBI's taxonomy places the organism in Eukaryota, Metazoa, Chordata, Aves, Suliformes, Phalacrocoracidae.